GAGGAGAGUGAAAAAGCUGGCUUAAAACUCAGCAUACAGAAAACGAAGAUCAUGGCAUCCAGUCCCAUCACUUCAUGGGAAAUAGAUGGGGUUGCAGAGAGUCGGACACGACUGAGCCCCUGGGGGACACAGACCCAGAGAAGAGCCAGUCACAGCCUCUGGCAGAGCUUCCGAGCUGAAAGGGAACCAGCUCCCAGUGGAUGCAGAGGAAGCUCUAAGGAGAUGCCAGUUUCCCGAACACGGUGACACCGAGCCGACACCCCAGGGACCCCCGACACCCCGCCACCCCCGACCAGAAGAUGCAGGCAAGCCAAGUGGCCAUCUAGCUCCCUGCUGCUAAAAGAGGAACCUUGGGAGGUCGAUUAAACAAAAAAACUGAGGGUUCAGGCUUGAGAGGAAACAUGGACUGUGUUACGACAUUUCCUGUUCCCUGAGAUGAUGAUCACGGCAGGCCGGUCACUCGGUGAGGACGAAGGCUCCGCUGAUAAGAGAUUAUUUCUGCAGUCGCUGACCUGGGGGAGGCUCCAUUUAAAGAGAGAAGGAGAGAGAGAGCGUGUUCGUGGGGAGGACCAGACUCAGGCUCUUUGUCACACCUGCCCCCCCAUACAUCCGGAAGGGCAUUGCAGGCCUCCCCUCACCUAGGGAACCUGCUACCACGGCGUCCAGCACUGCCCACCUGCCGCGUACCCCGGGCAGGCAGGACAGCGGCUUCAAGGAGCCCCACAUUCACACAGUUGGGUGAGAAAGAUCCAGAAAGUUGACGGACCGGUUUAGGCCCAGCUUCAGACCUGCAGCAUGGUGGUCCUGUUGGAUUUCGUAAGCCUCCUGGUACUCCUGAACUCAGCAUGCUCCAUGGUCCUGGGAGAGAUGGAAUCUCCUAUUGUAAACCUGACUCUAGAUCCAAGGAAAAGAAUAUUAAGCUGGAAUUCCCGGAGAACCGUGACUCAGCAAACAUGUACGAUAGCCACACCUCUUGACCCGGACACCAGCCAAGAGCCGCAGGUCGGAAACAAUGACACCUACUUCUGCUCGUUUCCCAACGCCGUCCUGCACAGGGGCGCCACGCUGACCGUGAACGCCACCUCUGAGGGCCAGGAGUUCUCAGAAGAGCUGGCCUUUAACAACUCAGGCAAGGAGGGCUCCGGAGCCCAGAACCUCUCGUGCGUCAUCUACAACAUCCGACUCAUGAACUGCAGCUGGACGCGGGGCCCGGCCGCCCCUGCAGACGUGCGGUAUCAGCUGUACACGUGGACCUCUCUGCAUGGAAACGUGUCCGAGUGCAGCCACUACAUCCUCGACUCGGCCGGGACGCGUGUGGGCUGCCAUUUCGACGAGCUCGGCGAAGGCCACACCACGGACGAUUACUUCUUCCUGGUGAACGGGACCAGCAGCAACACGGACAUCCCGUUUUUGGAUUUUCCUAGCGUGAACGGCCCUAGGCUGGAAAAGUAUAACCCGCCGGCGAACCUCACCGUCAAGGACAACGUAUCGCAUUACGUGAUUCGCUGGGAUGCCCCCGCGAUGAGAUACAGCCUGUCCAACAGCGUCUUGUGUUACGCGCUGGACAUCCAGAAGAUGGGCAGCUUUUCCAAGAGAGAACCCGUUUUCCUAAGCAGACAAUAUAAAAAUGAGUACAGACUGCCCAGCUCUGACGUGAGGGGAGAGCACACCGUCCGCAUGAGGGUGCAACACGUGCGGUUUCAAAUCUGGAGUGAGUGGAGCUCCGCGCGCUGUUUCGGUGUCCCAGAGAAGAAUUUCUUGGUGGCCUCGAUCGGGCUGGCGGUGGGGGCCGCGGUUUUGUUUGGCAUGGCCCUGAUGUUCCUGUGUAAAAGGCUCUCGCUGAAGAAGAAGCUCUUUCCGCCCAUCCCGCGGGUGAAGCAGGAACUCGCCGGCUCAUUCCUGGCCAGCCUGGAGGAGUGGCAUCUGCAAAGACCGCAUUUCCGAUCCAAGCACCUGUGUGCGCUCCUGGGUGGAUGCUGAAUUUUGGCAGGAGGGCGCCCGUGUGACCCACAAGCUCCCGCCCAUCCCCGACCCCGUGGUGGCUGGAGGCAGGGACCCUCCCGGGAACAGCUCUGCGCCCCUGACUUCGUCUCCCCAUCCGCCACACGUGCCUCCAUCCCCGUGAGAAAGCAGAGAUGCCCCUAAACCACGACCUGUGUUCUGAGCCCAAAGCCACUUCCCCAGGAAGCCCCCUCCCCGGCUUCCAGCGCCCCUGGGUUUCUUCAGUGGAGCCCGUUGACUCCAGAACAGUUCUGCGUUUCUCCAUCUGUGCCUGAGGGUGGUUCACUGUGCUUAGCGCUGUUGAGAUAAAGAGAUAAAACCACAGACUGUCAACGAUCUGAACCUUCCAGAGGUCCCACACUGACCUCUCCCCUCUGCCCUGCACAUGCGUGCAUACGUACUAGGUCGCUUCAGUCAUGUCCAACUCUGUGCGACCCUGUGAAACACAGCCGGCCAGGC
This is a messenger RNA of Capra hircus (goat), 2460 nucleotides long. RefSeq names its product granulocyte-macrophage colony-stimulating factor receptor subunit alpha. The record is from RefSeq and is a predicted model, not a curated record. Gene Ontology annotation, molecular function: cytokine receptor activity; protein binding. The transcript has 13 exons. Gene Ontology annotation, cellular component: membrane. The coding region runs from base 796 to 1980 and encodes 394 amino acids. NCBI's taxonomy places the organism in Eukaryota, Metazoa, Chordata, Mammalia, Artiodactyla, Bovidae.